ACCUCACAGUCAGUCGGACAAUUUCUGUAGACGUGGUGCAGAGACUGCCAGGACUCGCGAAUUUCCGGCCGUACUCGUGUCUUGAAGAUCCCUGAGAGGAGUAUUAUGAAUCCGUAGUCUCUGAGCAUGGUUCCCUUCGUCGCGAGAUGCCUUGAGGCUGCCUGGGCGUCCUAAGUCUGGACUUCUGCCUAGCCGAUUAGGCUAACCUGUUGGAGUUAAUCUCAUCAUAGUAUCCUGUUUUCGUCCGAGGGCUAUUCUGUUGAAGUCUACAUCAGAAGGCAGCAAUGAGCUCGGUUAACCUCUACCUUUCUCAAAUGCAGCGAGUGACGGAGAAGCCGACGCCAGCAGCAAAGGCAGAAUCCUCACCAGCCGAUUCAUCGAGAGCAACGGCAGCUGCGAAAUUCGUUCCAGGAACAAGGAUAGCCUCGUCGCAGUUUCCCGCGGAGUCUAUUUUUAAGGCGCCUAAAAAAUCACCUGAGACAAGGUUAGCUUCGUCGCAGAUUCCGGCGGAAAUUCCUGGAGACGCGGCACCUGGCGCAGAGCAGUCAGGGACAGAAGCAGCCACAGUCGGGUCGCAAGAGUCUGCCGGAGGCGUUGACGGUAACGUUAACGAUGACGGAUCCAAACGGCUGUCCGUCAGGGAGAUGAGGAAUCGGUUCAACGCGACGAGCGAUCAGGUGCCGUUAGCGCCAAAGGCGUCCAUGCGUCAGAGCGGAUCGACGGCUGUGGAUUGGGUGACCAAAGGCGGGAAAAACGCCGUGCACUGGGGCGACUCGAAGUUCGUCCCCAGACCGGGUGUACGGGAGGGGGGGCAUGCUGCUGCAUCCACGUCGGCAGCCACGUCUGCAGCCACGUCCUCAACUGACAGCAAUACUGCUGCUGACCCUGCUGCUUCUGCUGCCGCAGGUGAGAGUAAUAGCAGCAACAGUAGCGACAAAGGCGGCGACACCAGGAGCAGCGACAGUAACAGCAACAGCGGCGGCAGUAAUAGCGCUGGCGACGCCACGUGGGAGGCUCGGAUUCGCCAGCUGGAAGCGCAGCUAGAGAAGGCGAACGUGGAAACAGCUUUCCUGAGAGCGAGGAACAUGGAGCUCCAGGCCCAGCUGAAAGCACGGGAUGGAGAGUUGCACGUUCAGAUGGUUAGGGCCAGACUACCGGCCUCUACAGCGGCAGUGAAAGCAGCGGUGGAAGCUGGGAUGAAAGGAGGAGUGGGAGAGAAAGGUGGUGCAGGCGCGGCAGAGAGUGGCAGUAGCAGCAGCAGUGAUGAGAGGAAGAGUGGGGAGACUGCUAACCGGAGCAGCAGUGGCAGCAACAGCGGCAGCGGCGGCGGCGGCAUCAGCGGUAGCAUGAGUGGUAGUGAUGACAGUGGGAGCGAGGGUACUGUGACCGGCAAAGGAGAGGACAGGGGUACCGUUGAAGUUGAAGGCAGUGUCGCUGGCAGCAACAGCGGGACGGCGUUGGAAAUGCGGCUGGCAGCAGCUCACGCACGGAUAGCUGUGCUGGAGAGACUACUCAAGUCUCGCGCCAACCACUCCACUCUCCCCCGCCUACCCUCCGCCUCCUCCCCUUGGGUGCGCAUCCCUCGCCCGCCCAUGCCAUCCCCCACCUCGCAACCCCCAGUCAAGCCCGAAUUCCCAUCCACAAAUCCUGUAGAACAAGAGCCUAGAGACAGUGGUGGUGUGCUAUGGGGAGCAGGCACACGGGUGGAAGGUGAGGGGUGGAGACGGGAGGGGGCCUCAGGGAGCCAGCAGUCAGCUGCAGAAGCUGCUGGCGGGUUGAUUGCAGGGGUGGAGAGGAUGGUUGCAGGGGUGGAUGCUGGGACGGUUACAGGAAUGGGUGUUCAGACUGGCACAAUAGCGAGCUGUGCUGGUACAGGGCGGGAUAAUGGUGGGGUGGAGUGCGGAGGGAUGGAGCGCGGUGGGGUGGUGCUGGUGGUGCGGCCGUGGGACAGUGAGGGGGUGGCUCGACUGCAGCAGGAGCUGGCAGAGGCACGGGCGGUGCAGAGGGGGACAGCGGGCAAGCUGAGGGAGGCGGAGCAGCAGCUGGGGCGCCUGGCUGCUGUGCGAGAUGAGGGUUACCACCACACGUUUGUUCCGGUGCGCCAUGUGUACACUCGCAGCUGGGUGUAACGACGCGCCAGUACCAGUAUCUGCAACUUUACAACCUCCCCCUGUUCACAAGGGCACAACCUCCUUUACGAAAUGCAUGGCCUUAAACUCUCACAGCAAUGCAUGGUGCACUCUGGCUGGUCUCACACCGGAUAAGGCAAUGGGAUUCCAACUACCGUGCUUUCAUUCUGUGAAGUACACUUGGAUUGAAACCACACAAUACCACAUCGUCCACACUGCUGCAUCAUGCCUUGAUGCAGUCACCACCAAUUAUAAUCACAUGAAACCCCCUCGUACAAUCACACACUGCCUUCAUGCGUUUGUGCCCUG
Molecule: messenger RNA, 2438 nt
Organism: Closterium sp. NIES-67
Lineage: Eukaryota; Viridiplantae; Streptophyta; Zygnematophyceae; Desmidiales; Closteriaceae
Source: the annotation of a GenBank genome assembly